AUGGCGUCGCUUGGUGUUCACUCGGGCGGGCCGGCGAAAAAGAUUGUCAAGGCAAAGGGGAUUGUGGUCAAGCCGAUAUUGAAGAAGCUGUCGCAUUCGGAGAAGAACUCGCUGGAUUUGGAUCGGGGGUGGGAUGAGCAGCAGGUCGAGCAGCUGGAAGUAGACGGGUGGGACGAAGGUCUUGGUUAUGCAGGGCAGGCGAGAGACGUCAGUGCUGGGGUGGCUGCUGCAGGCUUCGGGGCAGGUGACGGCGCGAGUGCAGGUGCUGGCGGAGGAAGUGGCAUCCGGGCAGGAAACCUCAAGUUUCAACAUGGCCGCUCUGCGUCGCAGACAUCGGCGGGCAGCGGACCCCGUGGUGGUGCUUUUGUGCAUCCUUUUGCGCAAACACCACGUACCUCGACGCCGCCGCUGUCUUAUGCCAACUCGCUCGCGUCAUUCGAUAAUGGGAGGGACUGCUCGCCCACCAUUACCGAGAACGAGGACGACGACGGCUUUGACAUCAACGCCACUACUUAUCCGCACCCGCAUAUGCUUGCUCAUGAACUUACCGCGUCAAAGCCGCCUUCUCUCCGCAUAAACACUGGCCGCUCGAUUUCUGGCACCACAGCCACAUCGUCGCGUUUUGCACACGGCAGUCUUCCCAGUGCCAGCCAUUCCGACCUCCUUCUCGAUUCCCACAACCUCAGCGUCAGUCUCACUGGCACUCUCGACUCGCCCACAGGAAGCCUGGGCGCCGGCAGCGUCAUCGUUUCACAACAACAAUAUCAACAAGAAAAACAACAAUCGCAAAUGUCUCCCCUGCGAACAUCGCUCGAGAUGGCCGCAGCCGGAUUCCCCCGCCUCCGCAGCCGCUCCGAGGUCGACACGGCCACGCGUGUCGAGAACAUUCGCGCUGCCCGGCGCAAGUUUGAGGAGCGCGAGCGCGUCAAGGAAGAAAAGUACGACCGCGAGAUGAUCCGCAAGCGCGAGCGCCGCGACACCAAGAUGGCCGCUCGCAUCGAAAAGGGCGAGCUCCCCACCAGCCGCACGUCGAACCGCAAGAAAACCAACACGGGCCUGUCGACCGUCUCGGAGCCCGGUGCGAGGCCAUCCAAGGGCGGCAUCCUCGGUGUGCACUCGCCUCCCAGCGCCAGCAGCGUUGGGGUUGGGAUCGUCGGCCGCAGGCACACCGACUCUCCCACCGCGAACGUGACCAAGGCCGAGAAGCAGAUGGGGUUUGCCGCUCGCAGGUACGAGAGCGUGUCGCUCGAGACGCCGCCUGCGUUUGGCGUCACGGUGGACGACGUGCACUUUGAGCACACUCGGCCGCGGAGGGGCAGCGGUGCCAAGCGAAAGACCCAGGGGUACUGGCAAGGCUUCCUCCUCUGGUUGAGGACGAAACUGCUCCGGUUGAGCGCGCGGUAG
This is a messenger RNA of Parathielavia appendiculata, 1404 nucleotides long. RefSeq lists its product as uncharacterized. NCBI's taxonomy places the organism in Eukaryota, Fungi, Ascomycota, Sordariomycetes, Sordariales, Chaetomiaceae. The transcript is spliced from 2 exons. The record is from RefSeq and is a predicted model, not a curated record. Bases 1 to 1404 code for a protein of 467 amino acids.